This is a messenger RNA of Hypomesus transpacificus, 2027 nucleotides long. It is a transcript of the gene sp9, whose product is annotated as sp9 transcription factor. The coding region runs from base 159 to 1478 and encodes 439 amino acids. The record is from RefSeq and is a predicted model, not a curated record. Gene Ontology annotation, molecular function: DNA-binding transcription factor activity, RNA polymerase II-specific; RNA polymerase II cis-regulatory region sequence-specific DNA binding. Lineage: Eukaryota; Metazoa; Chordata; Actinopteri; Osmeriformes; Osmeridae. The transcript is spliced from 2 exons. Gene Ontology annotation, biological process: regulation of transcription by RNA polymerase II.
ACUUCAAAGAACGUGCUCUCUACAACUACGUAGUGUGUGAGCUCCGAGCCAAGAGAGAAACCGUGUGACUUCAGAAAAUCACUGAGCUUGGAUCACAUUGGAACCUUACAUUAUUGUGUACUACUGUGACCAGUUUCAACAUAGCACAGGGCCUGGAUAUGGCUACGUCUAUACUCGGGGAAGAACCACGAUUCGGAACUACCCCUCUAGCAAUGCUGGCUGCAACCUGUAACAAAAUUGGUAAUACAAGCCCUCUUACCACGUUACCUGACACAAGUGCAUUUUCCAAAGGUGGAUUUCAUCCCUGGAAAAGAUCAUCCUCUAGUUGCAAUUUAGGAUCCAGUCUGCCUGGAUUCACUGUGGCAACGAGCCGCGGAUCGACCGGACUAACAUCAACUGGUGGCACCGGGAACAGCGCGUUUUGCUUAGCUUCCACCUCCCCGACCUCCUCGGCAUUUUCAACAGACUACAGCAGUCUGUUCUCCAACUCGGCGAGCGUUUCUUCUCAAGAGUCCGGCCAAUCAGCUUUCAUCUCCAAAGUUCACACAUCGGCAGAAAGCCUGUAUCCUCGGGUUGGCAUGGCACAUCCAUAUGAGUCGUGGUACAAGUCUGGGUUCCAUUCAACUAUCUCGGGUGAUGUGGCGAACGGGGCGUCCUCGUGGUGGGACGUCCACACCAACCCUGGCUCGUGGCUUGAGGUUCAGAAUCCCGCGAGCACGCUGCAGACUUCCCUGCACUCCGGGACCCCACAAGCCAUACAUUCCCAACUCAGUGGUUACAACACCGAUUUCUCCACCUUGACACACUCGGCAUUCAGCUCCACCGGUAUAAGCCCCACGGCGUCUCACCUACUUUCCACUAGCCAGCACCUGUUAACACAAGAAGGUUUCAAGACAGUCAUUCCAACUUACACGGACGCGUCUGCCGCCAACGCCAUGAUUUCAGGUGGCAGUUCAGGAAUAAGCGGCUCCUCAAGGUCAUCAAGGAGGUAUUCCGGCAGAGCAACGUGCGACUGUCCGAACUGUCAGGAGGCUGAACGCCUGGGACCGGCAGGGGCCAGUCUACGGAGGAAGGGACUUCACAGUUGCCACAUACCCGGCUGUGGUAAGGUGUAUGGAAAAACCAGUCAUCUCAAGGCUCAUUUGAGAUGGCAUACUGGCGAGCGGCCUUUUGUCUGCAAUUGGCUAUUCUGUGGCAAAAGAUUUACGAGAUCUGAUGAACUUCAGAGACACCUUCGCACACACACCGGUGAGAAAAGGUUUGCUUGUCCAGUAUGCAACAAGCGCUUUAUGAGGAGCGACCAUUUGAGCAAGCACAUUAAAACGCACACUGCCGGCGGAGGAAGCAAAAAGGGAAGCGACAGUGACACCGACACCAGUAACCUGGAGACGCCACGGUCUGAAUCCCCAGAACUCAUUUUAGACGGUGUCAAUCCCAGAAUCACGGCCAAGGACCCCUCUCCUCACGACGAGCCCUAAAUGGUUGUUUUUGGCAUUUUAAUGACCUCACUUCACGCCAACAUACCUAUCAAACCUGCACGUGAACGGGUCUGAAAGACAAUAUAGAGACAAAUAUGCCAACGCUUUGGCAUAUGAGGGAAUUAUUUUAAGUGAAGUAAACGAGAUUGGCUAUUUGUAAACAAAACCUGAUUCUGACAGGCAUUUGAACGGUAUGUUAAAUUCGUAAUUACUCCACAAAAUACAGAAACGUAUGAAAUGGCACAAUUUUCAGUAAAUCUGUCCACUUGAAAAUUAAAUGGAUGACUUUUUGCACGGAUCAGUGCGUGGGGGUGCGCUACCCAAAUGAACUUGGUUGAACCAUGUGAGUUGCUAUCGUGUACAAAUGAGGACAAACAAUGUGUUAAUUUUAUGUAAAUGUUAAUUAUGAUUGUUUUAUUCGUGUUUGGGAACCUGAAAAUCAGGGAGUUUACUUUCAACGCACUUUGUGGAUAUGUAUGUACACAGCUUUUUUAAAUUCAGUUAACCAUUUUAUUUCUUUGCUAAAAAAAUAUAUAAAUGUUUACCUGU